This is a messenger RNA of Myxocyprinus asiaticus (Chinese sucker), 1709 nucleotides long. RefSeq names its product tetraspanin-13-like. Gene Ontology annotation, cellular component: membrane. The record is from RefSeq and is a predicted model, not a curated record. NCBI's taxonomy places the organism in Eukaryota, Metazoa, Chordata, Actinopteri, Cypriniformes, Catostomidae. The transcript has 6 exons. The coding region runs from base 166 to 777 and encodes 203 amino acids.
UGCAUCAGCGUUCACUGUGAACUGGUCUGAACCACAUUUUCUCGUUGCUUAACAACAAUUUCUUCUCUUUAAUUGUUCGAUUUGCUUGUCAUGUAACGAAUAUUUACAGCAACAUACAUUUACACAACUGAACGCGUUUGUCGGAGAAAAACAAAAACAAUCAAGAUGGGCUGCGCUGGAUUCACCUGCUCCAAGAAUUCCCUGUGCGCGCUCAACAUCCUCUAUGUUAUGGUGAGUUUGCUGAUGAUUGGCAUCGCUGCCUGGGGGAAAUGUUUUGGGCUGGUGUCGAGCUUCCAGGUGGUGGGCGGCAUCAUCGGAGUGGGAGUUUUCCUCUUCUUUGUUGCUCUCGCUGGUCUUCUUGGUGCCAUAAAGCACCACCAGGUUCUGCUGUUCUUCUACAUGAUUAUCCUGUUUCUGGUGUUUGUAGUUCAGUUUUCAGUGUCCAGUGCAUGUCUGGCUAUCAAUGAAGACCAGCAGAAUCACCUGUUGGAGGUGGGCUGGAAUAAUUCACUGACCACUCAAAGGGAUGUGGAGAAGAGCUUGAACUGCUGUGGCUACUCUAGUAUGGACAACAGUGGAAGCUGUGCUGCUCCCUGCUUUCAUUAUAGCACAUGCACUACAUGUGCAGCAAAGAUCCAGGAGCACGCUGGUGAAGUGCUGCGCUUCGUUGGAGGAAUUGGACUCUUCUUCAGCUUCACUGAGAUCCUGGGUGUUUGGCUGGCAUACAGAUACAGAAACCAAAAAGACCCGCGGGCGAAUCCCAGUGCCUUCCUGUAACCCCUCCAGGCUCGAUUCCUGUGAUGAUUUCACUUGAUUUGUCGUGAGCACUUGUCUAACCACUGGGAUUCUUAUUGAAACUUUAUUUAAGGGGAGUGUGUAUUUGAUUUUACCGAAGAGGAGACCAGCCUGUGUGUUCUAGCUGCUAUAUAUAAAUAUAUACAGUAUAAUGUUUUGGAUUUUUCAAGAGUACAGUGUGACAGCAUUGUACAUUAUGAUGCUGUACUUUUGUUUGAAGAAUUCCUCUGAAUGAAAAACAUUGCACCAGUACACCAAAUAUCAAUAUGCAGUAUGCAUAUGAGACACUAAUGGGCUAAACUGCAAAGACCAUUUGGUUAUAAGAUUGCAGUUUUUUUAUUUGGUAUAAAUAAAAUAUGAGCUGCAGUGAUCAAGACUGGCAGUGUGUGAGCAUGACAAUAUUUACACUCUGAUUGGCUGUCGCACUUAAUAUAUUCAGUUGUACGAUGCAUUACUUAUAACAAAACGACACGCUACCAGUUAGCAUCACUGAUAUAGAGAAAAGAAAAGUUGCUCAGAAUCACUACGUUCCAAUAAAACACAUAAACAUGGUUUUCUACCAAUAAACACACUUGCCGAGAAACCUAGGCACAUUAUUUGGAUUAUACUUCACAUUAGUAUGCAAAAGCAAAAGCAUAACCAUCGCAUAUAUAGGCUGAUGGAAGAAUGUUUCCUUGAACAGUUUGAUCUCAGAUUUCAUAUUACACAAUUGUUUAUCUGCCUUUUUUAUUGUGUGUGUGUGUGUGUGUGUUUGUUGUAUUGGCUUGAUUGAUUUGCUUUGGCUUCUUGCAUGUUUCCUCAUUGAAAUGUACAUCCGUACCCAAUAGUUCUGUGAACUAUGCUCUCAAGUGUUUGAAAUGAAAGCAGAAAACAAUAAAGGCUUGGAGGACACAAUUGUCCUUUCACUGAUUUUA